Messenger RNA from Trypanosoma conorhini, 2799 nucleotides. RefSeq lists its product as uncharacterized. The transcript has a single exon. NCBI's taxonomy places the organism in Eukaryota, Euglenozoa, Kinetoplastea, Trypanosomatida, Trypanosomatidae. Bases 1 to 2799 code for a protein of 932 amino acids. The record is from RefSeq and is a predicted model, not a curated record.
AUGUUCGCCACCGCCUUUGCUUUUCUGCGGCUGCGGCGAAAAGACGUUCUCGCUGCUGGCGGGCUCAGCACCGAUUGCUGGGUUCCGCUGUACGCCGCCGAAGACGGCAUGGGCGGUGUCCGCGUUCUGACCGGCGAGGUGCUUGUGCGUUGGGGCUGGCGCCUCCAUUUUUCAUGCGACGGGGCGGCGCCUCUGACGGUCUGCACGGCGCUGCCGCCACCGCCCGCGGUUCAGCCGGCCGACGAGGUGGCAGCGCCGACGUCCGUGAAGGGCGGUGCGGAGGUCCCUUCGCCGCCGCCGCCGCCGCCCUCGUACCUGUGGCUGCAGGUGUGCGAUUUUGUGGCCCUCGGUGGUUCUCUUCGUGACACUGCGGCGGGGACUGAGGGCGGUGAGCUUUUCGUCGUGGUCUGCAUAGACGAGACACCAUCGGUCUCAGAAAUGCCACCCCGUGACGAGGAUGACCACCAGCCGCAGGAACCACGACGGCUGGGCUGUUCUGCGGCAAAGUACGGGGACUGCACUGCUGGCGCGGUGUUUGAUGCUGCUUCCAAGCGAUGGGUGUGGAUGGAGUACUGUUUGCUCCCUUUGCUUCCUGAUGAAGAGCUGAGCUUUUGCUUUGAGGUCCGCCGCAGCGGCCGCGACGGCGACACGCAUUUGGUGGGCAGCGGAUCUUUGACUCGUCGGGAUUCCAUUGGGCGUUGGAAGGCGGCGGUGGCCAUCUUUGCUGCCGGCGCUGCGCAGCCCUGCGGUGCACUGACAGUGGCGCUGCUGCAGGCCCCUCUGUCCGGGGCGUCGACAGUCGUCUCCACCAGUCAGCCACGGGAAUUGGCGGCGCGGCCCCUGGCAGGCGGGGAAGCAAGCCAGCCAGAACCAGAAACGGGAGGUGAAGUGGAGGGUGUGGAGUGCCCCCCAGCAUUCUCGGUGUUCGAGGCUGCCGAGUUGGCGCUGCUGCGCGUCACUGUGCACACCGCAGAGAUCUACGGUCGCAGCGUAGCUCCAUCCGACGGCGGUUGGGAGUUAACGCUGCGGAGUGACGUGGCCUGCGCUGCGGGGGACACGUGCAAGUGGACCCGGCUGGAGGCGACGCCGCCCUUGCGGGGCGCCGGUGGCGAGGAGUGGGUGGGUGCGGUGUGCGCGCGGAGUGGGUCCGCGCUUGAGUUUUCCCUCCUGCGUCGCGUUGUGGCUGGAGGCAGAGGCGCGCCGCCGACGGGUCCGCGAGAGGUGUGCGGGCGGUUUGUUGCCCGCUUUGCCCUUCCGUUGGCCGGAGACCCCGAGCGACGCCUCCACGUGGAUUUGGUGCGUAGUGCUUCUUCCGGCCCUUUUAAAGACAUCCCUGUUCCUGUUGGGCGGCUCUGCGCCUCCUGCUGCCCGCUCAUGCACUCCGGCGCGUUGUACGAUCCCCGUCCGGUGUUCUUCCGGCGCACGCUUUACCUUGCGGUGGCGGAGCUGCUCGGCGUCGUGCGUGUGCGGCGGCAGUCGGCAAACAACACAGCCGAAACCAGCGACUCGGAGACGGCAGAGGAAGAGGACGGGGCACGCAACGAGGAGGCGUAUUUGUGCAUGCGGCUGCAGUGCGGGGCAGCAGCGGCCGUGUCCUCGCUCUUCGCCCCGCCUACGGUGGCUGUCUCGAGCAGGCGCGGGGCGCAACUCGACGGGGAGCACGACUGCCGCGUGCCGCACUUCUCCCUGCGGCUGGACUGCGGCCCUGAAGACGCCGCGGAGGCUGCCGCCGUGCGUCUCUCGCUGCACCUCUGCCCAGCCCCCACGCUGCCGCAGCGGCAGGGUGCGGGCAACGAUGUGCCUGCGGGCGUGUUGAUUGGGGAGGCCCUCGCGCAAGUGCCGACGCCCCGCACGAGCGAAGACGCGAAUUGGCCAUCGGCCGUCGCCGCGGUCGACUGGGUGAACUUGGCAGUUGACGCCGCCUCGCUCUGGGUGCCCAUUCCGGCCGUGGGCGUGAGGUCAGCGCGGACGGCGUACGCACGCCUGCAGUAUGCCUGGUCGUAUGAGGUAGGCCUGGGCAGCUGGCUGGCGUGCAUCCGAAUCCGUUCGCCGGGGCGACAGCCCACGCUUCACCGCCCGUUUCUUUGCUUUGUCAUGCGGUUCCCGAACGGCGUUAGGCUUCGUCUGCCGCUGGAUCUUUUCGGGACGCUUCUGUCCUCGCCGCAGCCACCACGCGCCGAUCACUUGGAGGGUGUCGCACUGCCGCUGCGAUCCGCUUGGUCCUUUUCCCACAUCCAACUGCCGGUGGUGUGGCCGUUGGGGGCGCAGGUUGAGGCCGUCGAGCUGCACGAUCGCGUGGCGGCGGGGUUCUCCAUGCACUUGGGCACACACCCGUGGACCUCCGGCGACACCCCUCUGCUGUCCCUCCUCCUCCUUGACGACAUCGCGGGUUCGGCGCAGCCGUCGUCAAGGUCGCCGUUCUCUGCCUCCGCGCGGUGGCUGCGCUUCGCAGACGUGGGCGGCGGCGCGCAGGGGGGACGCAGACACGAAUGCGGCGGCGCACGAGGUCCUGCUGGCGCCCUCCGUUUGUCCGCCAGGAGGCGCCGGCGUGGCGGCGCGGGACCUGCACGUGCCCUUCCGCUGGUGGCCCCUGCAGGCCUCCUUGCGUCUCACCGUCCCUGGCCACGACGUGGUGGCGCUGGGGGCGGGCCGGUUGGCGGUGAGCUGCCGCCUGCGCCUCGGCCGCUGGCGCCCGGCGUCGGCAGCAGCAGCAGCAGCGGCAGUGGCAGUGGCAGAAGGAGAGGAAUGGGUGUGGGAGGGCGAUGGGGCCGAGGCCGCGGAGGAGUUCAGGGAGGAUGA